CCGGUCACCCAGCAUGCAGCGCGGCAGCGUGAGAAUCAUGGCGGCUUAGUGAGAGCGGAGUAACAACGUAAGAAGUGACCAGGGCGCCGGAAUAAAGAGAUGGCUGGGGAGCUGACUGACAAACGUGAUCGGGAUGGGUCUCCAUCAAAGGAUCGCAAGCGCUCCAGGUCUCGGUCUGGUGAGAGAGACCGUGACCGGAAAUCUUCUCCAUCAAAGGACAGGAAGAGACAUCGUUCUAGGGAAAGGAGGCGAUCUCGCAGCCGUUCCCGUUCUCGGUCUAAAUCUAAUGAUAGGGAUAGAAGGCAAAAAGAUAGGAAGAAAGAUGGAGGUCGAGAGAAGGAUACCCACCGCCGCGACAAAGACAAAAAACGAUCCAGAAGUCCCUCACCCAGCCGCACCAAAGACCAAAAGGUGAAAAAAGACAUCAAAAAGGAAACGGAGGAAGAUGCACAAGAAAAGAAAACUAAGGCGCAGCCCCUUUCUCUGGAAGAGCUGUUGGCUAAGAAGAAAAAAGAAGAGGAGGCAGAGUCUAAGCCAAAAUUCCUUUCCAAAGCGGAACGGGAGGCUGAAGCCAUCAAACGCAGGCAACUGGAGGUGGAAGAUCGACAGAAGCUAAUAGAAGAAGAAAGGAAGAAAAGAAAGCAGUUUCAGGAUCUUGGAAGGAGGAUGAUGGAGGAUCCUCAGGAAAGGGAGAGACGAGAGCGGAGAGAGCGAAUGGACCGGGAAAAUAAUGGCAAUGAAGAGGAUGAGGGAAGGCUGAAAGUCAGAGAAGAGAAGGAUAAGACCAAGGAACUUCAGGCUAUAAAGGAACGUUACCUUGGAGGUAUAAAGAAGAGAAGACGCACUCGGCAUUUGAAUGACAGAAAGUUUGUGUUUGAAUGGGAUGCAUCGGAGGACACGUCUAUUGAUUACAACCCUCUGUAUAAAGAGCGACAUCAUGUUCAGCUUCUUGGCCGUGGCUUUAUUGCAGGUAUAGAUCUUAAACAACAGAAGCGUGAACAGUCCCGCUUUUAUGGUGACCUAAUGGAAAAGAGGAGGACUUUGGAGGAGAAGGAACAAGAGGAGGUGCGGCUGCGUAAGGUGAGGAAGAAAGAAGCUAAGCAGCGGUGGGAUGAUAGACACUGGUCUCAGAAGAAACUUGAUGAAAUGACCGACAGAGACUGGCGUAUCUUCAGAGAGGAUUACAGCAUCACCACCAAGGGUGGCAAAAUCCCCAACCCCAUCCGCUCCUGGAUUGAUUCCUCCUUACCACCACAUAUUCUGGAGGUUAUUGACAAGUGUGGCUACAAGGAUCCCACUCCUAUUCAGAGACAAGCCAUUCCUAUCGGUCUACAGAAUCGGGACAUCAUUGGUGUGGCUGAGACUGGCAGUGGUAAAACUGCUGCCUUCCUCAUUCCGCUCUUGGUCUGGAUCACAACUCUACCCAAGAUUGACAGAAUUGAGGAGUCUGAUCAGGGACCUUAUGCAAUUAUUCUGGCUCCAACCAGAGAAUUGGCUCAGCAGAUUGAGGAGGAAACAAUCAAGUUUGGAAAGCCUUUGGGUAUUCGAACUGUAGCUGUCAUUGGUGGUAUUUCUCGUGAGGACCAGGGAUUCCGCUUGCGAAUGGGCUGUGAGAUUGUGAUUGCCACUCCUGGACGUCUGAUCGAUGUGCUAGAAAACCGCUACCUAGUCCUGAGUCGAUGCACAUACGUGGUACUGGAUGAAGCUGACCGUAUGAUUGACAUGGGUUUUGAACCAGACGUCCAAAAGAUUUUAGAACACGUGCCAGUCACCAAUCAGAAGCCUGACACAGAUGAGGCAGAAGACCCAGAGAAAAUGAUUGCCAACUUUGAGUCUGGAAAGCACAAAUAUAGACAAACUGUCAUGUUUACGGCGACCAUGCCUCCGGCUGUGGAGAGGCUGGCCAGAAGCUAUCUUCGUCGUCCAGCAGUAGUGUACAUUGGCUCUGCUGGUAAGCCUCAUGAGAGAGUUGAACAGAAGGUGUUCCUCAUGUCUGAAGGAGAGAAGAGGAAGAAACUGCUUGCAAUCCUGGAGAAAGGCUUUGAUCCACCAAUUAUUAUCUUUGUCAACCAGAAGAAAGGUUGUGAUGUACUGGCCAAGUCCCUUGAGAAGAUGGGGUACAAUGCUUGUACACUACACGGUGGUAAAGGGCAGGAGCAGAGAGAGUUUGCCCUGUCUAAUCUUAAGGCUGGAGCUAAAGAUAUACUGGUAGCUACAGAUGUGGCUGGUCGAGGUAUCGAUAUUCAUGAUGUCUCUACGGUUGUGAACUAUGAUAUGGCUAAAAAUAUUGAAGACUAUAUCCAUCGUAUUGGUAGAACUGGCAGAGCUGGGAAGAGUGGUGUUGCCAUCACGUUCCUCACCAGAGAAGACUCAUCUGUGUUCUAUGAUCUUAAACAAGCCAUUCUCGAGAGUCCGGUUUCAUCUUGUCCACCUGAGCUGGCCAACCAUCCAGAUGCACAGCAUAAGCCUGGUACCAUCCUCACAAAGAAGAGAAGGGAAGAGACUAUCUUUGCUUGAGUUGUGCCUGGGUGCAUAAAAAAAACUGAUCUCUGGCACUUCUUCCAGAUUUUUAUGAUAUGAGCCGGACAUUAGAAACUUAAGGAAUAUUGUCACCAGUAACUGCGUUAUUUGUGAAGAGAUAACAAGUGCUUCUCUUGAUAAAACACAGUGGGACAGAUUUAGGCUACUCAGCGAGAUCCAUCAUAGGAUCUAAAUACCUGAGGGAAAACUCUUCAGGUUUGUCCCUAUUCAUUGUCAAUGGGGACAAAACUGAACGGAACAGAAUGCAUUCUGUUCUGUUUGGUUGCGUUCCCAUCACGGACAGAAAAAUGCUGCAAGACAGUGUAUUGCUAUUCACUUCAUACAUGGGUCAGGAUAACAAUCAGAUCCAAUGGGUUCCAAAUGAUGAGACCUUUUAAUAUUUGCACUUCAGAUGGAUCUGGCAUGAAAAACAAAGUCGAUGAUGCCGGAUCUGUUUUCUCAGACACAAAAGAAAACUGAUCUGGCGCCCAUUGACUUACAAUGGUUUUAGUGACUGAUUUGCCAUGGCUAUCUUAGAGAUAAUACAACCGGAUCUGUUCAUAACGG
Molecule: messenger RNA, 3087 nt
Organism: Bufo bufo (common toad)
Lineage: Eukaryota; Metazoa; Chordata; Amphibia; Anura; Bufonidae
Gene: DDX23
Product: DEAD-box helicase 23
Exons: 17
Coding region: 100-2517 (805 amino acids)
Biological process (GO): mRNA splicing, via spliceosome
Cellular component (GO): catalytic step 2 spliceosome
Molecular function (GO): ATP binding; RNA binding; RNA helicase activity
Source: RefSeq, a predicted model, not a curated record